UUUCCGGCUGCCGGCGAGGCCGCCGCAGAGUAGGAGCUGGAGGGGGAGGGGGGAGGAGAGCGGCGCGCGCCGGAGACGGAGCUGCCCGGGCGGGCCCACAACAACGGCCGCCGCCGGCCGCCGCCAGCCCCUGGCCUAGGCCCCUCCCGCCGGGAGAGCGCGAGCCGCGGGGGGAGGGGCUGCGCUGCGCAGGAUCAUGGAUUUCCCAGGACACUUUGAACAGAUCUUUCAGCAGCUAAACUACCAGCGUCUUCAUGGCCAACUUUGUGACUGUGUCAUUGUGGUGGGGAACAGGCAUUUCAAAGCCCAUCGCUCAGUUUUGGCAGCAUGCAGCACUCAUUUCCGAGCUCUCUUUACUGUAGCAGAAGGAGAUCAGACCAUGAACAUGAUCCAGCUGGACAGUGAGGUGGUGACAGCAGAGGCUUUUGCUGCUCUGAUUGACAUGAUGUAUACUUCCACACUCAUGCUUGGGGAGAGCAAUGUUAUGGAUGUCUUGCUAGCAGCCUCCCAUUUGCAUUUGAACUCUGUUGUGAAAGCCUGUAAACACUAUCUUACUACAAGGACACUACCAAUGUCUCCGCCUAGUGAGAGAGUUCAAGAGCAGAAUGCUCGCAUGCAACGCUCCUUUAUGCUCCAACAACUUGGGCUGAGUAUAGUGAGCUCUGCAUUGAAUUCUACCCAGAACACAGAAGAACAGCAAAAUACUAUGAGCUCAUCAAUCAGAAGUAACAUAGAGCAGCGCACUACUUUUCCGAUGCGGCGUCUCCACAAGCGGAAACAGUCUUCUGAAGACCGAGCCAGACAACGAAUCAGGCCUACCUUAGAUGAAUCCAUUUCAGAUGUAACUCCAGAGAGUGCGCAGUCAGUAGUUCAUUCGCGAGAAGAAUUCUUUUCACCAGAUUCGCUAAAGAUUGUGGACAAUUCUAAAGCUGAUGCUGUUACUGAUAACCAAGAAGAUAAUGCAAUCAUCUUUGAUCAGUCUUUCAGUGCCCAAGAAGAUGCUCAAGUGCCCAGUCAAUCUGACAACAGUGGAGGGAACAUUUCACAAACAUCCAUGGCAUCUCAGGCAACACAAGUAGAAACCAGCUUUGACCAAGAGGCUACUUCUGAGAAGAAUAGCUUUCAGUGUGAAAAUCCAGAUGUUAGUCUAAAUGAGAAAGAACACAUGAGGGUAGUAGUGAAAUCUGAGCCCUUGAGUUCUCCAGAGCCUCAAGAUGAAGUGAGUGAUGUCACUUCUCAAGCAGAAGGCAGUGAGUCUGUUGAAGUGGAAGGAGGAGUGGUGACUGCAGAAAAGAUAGAACUGAGUCCUGAAAGUAGUGACCGUAGCUUUUCUGAUCCCCAGUCUAGUACUGAUAGGGUGGGAGACAUCCAUAUUAUGGAGGUGUCAAAUAAUCUGGAACACAAGUCCACUUUCAGCAUCUCAAAUUUUCUGAAUAAGAGCAGAGGGGGCAAUUUUGUUGCUAAUCAGAACAAUGAUGAUAACAUUCCAAAUACCACUAGUGACUGCAGAAUGGAGGGAGAUGCCUCUUAUUUAAUGAGCCCAGAGUCUGGGCCCAGUAAUGGUCAUUCCUCUGCUACUGUCUCUCAUAUAGAGAAUCCAUUCAGUGAACCUGCAGAUUCCCAUUUUGUUAGGCCUAUGCAAGAUGUAAUGGGUCUUCCAUGCGUACAGACUUCUGGUUACCGAGCUGCUGAACAGUUUGGGAUGGAUUUCCCAAGGUCUGGUUUGGGGCUACACUCUUUAUCAAGGGCAGUGAUAGGCUCUGCCAGAGGUGGAGCUAGUAGUUUUCCUGGCUAUCGUCGCAUAGCCCCCAAAAUGCCUAUUGUGACCUCUGUCAGGAGUUCCCAGAUGCAAGAUAGUGCAUCAAAUUCCCAGUUGAUAAUGAAUGGGACCACUUCCUCUUUUGAAAAUGGGCAUCCUUCACAGCCUGGUCCACCCCAGUUGACCCGGGCAUCUGCUGACGUUCUUUCAAAAUGCAAGAAGGCCUUAUCUGAGCACAAUGUCUUGGUUGUGGAAGGUGCUCGCAAAUAUGCUUGUAAAAUCUGCUGCAAGACUUUCUUGACCUUAACAGACUGCAAGAAGCACAUCCGUGUGCACACGGGGGAGAAGCCUUAUGCCUGUUUAAAAUGUGGCAAGCGGUUUAGCCAGUCCAGCCACUUGUACAAACAUUCCAAAACCACAUGUCUGCGGUGGCAGAGCAGCAACCUACCCAGCACUUUGCUUUAGCCCUUCCCCAUCACCCCUCCAAACGCACCAGGGUGGACUGUAGGAACCAGAACCGAAACGCUUCUGGCAUACUAACGUUAUUUUGUUCUAGGCUUCAGGUUAGGAAGCUGUUCUUGAAGACUAGUGAAUACUUAAGUGUGAUUGUGCCACACACACAAAAGUCUUGGCUCUGUAAAAUGGGGGUAAUACCUUAACCUACCUCACAGGGGUGUUGUGAGGCUUAAAUAAGAGUUUGUGAAGCGCUUUGAGAUCCUCAGAAGGAGUGACUGUAACAAUAUUCAGCAUUAUUAUUAUGUAAAUGCAGGCCUUGGGCUUACAGGGAUACAAUCCCUAAAAUUGAGUAGUUCCUUUGUUGGGGGCGGGAGUGGGGAAGAAGGGGUGUGAGCUUGAACAUAGUUAGCUCCUGAGGAUGUUAAAGUAGCACGUUUUGAGAAUGAGAAACUGAAGUGCAAAUUUUUUUAGGAUUUUUUUUUUUAAUUGUAACAGCAUUUAAUUAAAUUACCUAGAAAAGAAAUUGAUAUCAUGCAUAUGAACCGUAAUGCAAAAAGCUCUUUAGUGCAGAUUAUGUAUCUUCAGAAGAAAAAAUGACUUUGGAUGCACCCAUCUGCCAUAAAAUGCUUUAAAGUAUGUUAAUUAUGAAAAUAGUUUUAGGGGUUCUGAAUGUAUUUUUGGCUGUUUUGCAGUAACGGACACUGUGUAAUGAAGGUGCUUACACUGAGUCCAAGAUGAGUAACUUUUGGACUGUUAGAUGUAUAUAUACUUUGAAUACAGCAAAAUCUUCUAGGUGUUUCACCAAGUUUUUUCUGUAAAAACUUGUAUUGCGUGAUAAGUGAAGUACUGUUUCUGUAUGUGCUACUCUUAGCGGUAUUUUAACCAACUUGUAUUUCAUAUGUUAAGAUUCCAUAUACAUAGAAGUCUGAAAAGAGUUUGUCUUUGUCUGCUCUGUUAUUUUAAAUGGGAGAUAUGAUUUUGUGGUGGCUUCUUUUACUGUGUACCCUUUCCAGAUUCUGACAGUCAUUCUGAUCCAAAUUCAUUGUAUAAGCAGACUAUCCUUUUCUGAUGCACUUAUCUUCAGGCUUUAAUUUCCCUCUCCAUAUACUUAGUGUUCUUCCAACCAUGAAGCUUUCCUGAGAUCACAGUAGUCAGGAAUGAGCUCAUCUUGCCAUAUUCUUAUGCAUCUCUGUGUAAAAUGUAGCAAGCAAUUUUAAUUCUCCAGUUUAGAGGAAUAUCAUAAAUAUACUUUACCGAGUAAGUAACACUCCAGGCCAAAUCUAACUGAAAAAACAGUAUUGUAAACUUUGUAAAACGGAGUUCAGUAAUCUUUAUUCUUCAAGUGAGUCGCAUAGAUCUUGUUUUAAUUUCCUCCUUUUUGAUACCACGGUAACUAAUACUGUUUGAAGACCUUUAAGAUGUACAUGAACUUAACUACUUGGUUUCAACAUUGGUUUAAAAAAAAACUUUUUAAAAACCUUUUUGGAACACUUCUACUGAUGGAUCAGUGUUUCAGCAUCUCUGUCAAACUCAGAAGAAAAUGGAUCAUUAGCAUCUUUAGCUAACUCACAGAAACUUGGGGUUUUUUAAUAUAAAAAAUCAUUUUGCAGACGUUCGAACCUUCCACUUUGUGUGGUGUUAGUAGUAUCUGAUUUAUUUUCUUCUGCUAUUUAACAGGGGUGUUGGCCUUAAAUUUAGGUGACCUGAAAAUAAAAUCCUUAUUCCACAGUUCAGCCUUGAUGAGUGAUCAAGAUAGCAGGAGUGUGGGAACUUAGACUGUGAUUGUCAGACAAAAAGAAACAUGGAAUCCUACUUGUGGUCUAUGUGAAACAGUAGUCGGUUAAUAAGGAAAUGCAGCUUACUUUCUUCUCCCACUAAAGCUUGUAAUGAAGAGAAAAUCCUGCCUCUUUUUCUCUUAACACUUGCUUUCCUACUUGAGCAUCCAAAGUUAAUGGGAGAAUGGACCUAUGGCAAAUAACACAAAAUAAUUUUUAAAAAAUGUGGAAGCUCAAUGAGAGUUAUUUUGAUGGUCAUAUUUCUGACUGUUGGCUUUCAAGGCCCUAAAGAAAUAGGUCAUAUAUAAAUAACAGUAGAAAAUACUGUGUUUGAUUUGGAAAUCAUAUUGAUUUUAAGCAACUAACAAGGUUGAAUAUUAUUAAGCAUUCUUACUAGAACACCAAUAUAGUUCUGCGCACCCUCCCCUAAGUCACCAUCUGGGGCUGCUGCCUCUGUUGCCCCACCGUAGUUAUGCUACUGAUGGUGAGUUGCCUUAUUAGUAAAGUUUUGCCUAUUUUUUUUUUUUUUUUUUCAUCUUCCUUUCCUGUUCAGGAUUCUGUUCAAAAGCUAAAUUCUUUUUCUAUUCUUAGCUGUUUCUUGUAUCAAGUAUGUGCAUCUGAAACUACCAUUCAGAGGAAGAAAAGUUGAGAUGGGGCAGGAAGAUGGAAUUGCAAUUAAAAUUAAGAAGAAUAUGAUUGUGGAAAUAUUUAACUGUACUUUGGCAUGAGCUUUUAAAAUAAAAACUUCAUGGCUUUGGAAAAGGCCAGAGAGUAAUGGAGGAAUAUUCCCUAAACCAAAUAAAAUAUAAUAAACUUAAAGUUUGGUUAUCUUUUGGAUGCAGUAAACUUUAUUUUCAUAAUUCAUUAAAUUCUGGUAUUUAUAGGGGAACACACUACUCAUUCAGUAAGUCUCAUCGGAUUGCUGUUGCUUUCUUGGCCUUUUAUGAAGUAAUAUCAAUGAUAUUACUACCUAGUUGACCAACGUCAUGCAAUGACUAACAUGUAAUUUCCAAGCCUGAUAAUUAUCAUAAAAAUGUCUCAUCCCACUUCUGUUCAAGACUUACUAGCUGAGCCUGAUGGUUAGAUCUCAUGUGAAGAUGUCAAUAUGUUUAGUGUUAUGAAAAAAGUCUGAAAAAUAAAUACUACAUUUUUGUG
This is a messenger RNA of Alligator mississippiensis (American alligator), 5145 nucleotides long. RefSeq names its product zinc finger and BTB domain containing 5 (gene ZBTB5). Bases 197 to 2224 code for a protein of 675 amino acids. The transcript has 2 exons. The record is from RefSeq and is a predicted model, not a curated record. Gene Ontology annotation, molecular function: RNA polymerase II cis-regulatory region sequence-specific DNA binding; DNA-binding transcription factor activity, RNA polymerase II-specific; protein binding. Lineage: Eukaryota; Metazoa; Chordata; Crocodylia; Alligatoridae. Gene Ontology annotation, cellular component: nucleus. Gene Ontology annotation, biological process: regulation of transcription by RNA polymerase II.